Paramecium octaurelia is the source of this 847-nucleotide messenger RNA. Lineage: Eukaryota; Ciliophora; Oligohymenophorea; Peniculida; Parameciidae. The record is from the annotation of a GenBank genome assembly.
AUAGUAAAUGAGUUAAACAAAUCUAAACCACUUAACUUAGGCAACGGGACCUGGGGGUUAACUACCCAAAUCAAAACUACUUCAAUAAAGUAACAACGCUAAUAUUUAUCUAAGUAGUUCAAUCCGAUAGAACAGGUGAUGAAUAUUAAUAACAACUUGCACCCAAAGAUAAUUACCCUACUAAUCAUUAGACUGCAUAACUUACUACUGCCUUAAAGAGUAGAAUAUUUACUUAUUUUAAAAGAUCCAUAAGGUUAUACACUAAUAUCAUAAUCAUCUUUUUUUCCUACGAAAAAUUAGAAUUACCGACUUAGUUCUCAGGCGAUAGGAGAGCACCAAAAUAAAGGUAAUAAUUCAAAAUUUUAAAUCAAUAAAGGAAAACCUACUUUUGGGGGGAAUACAUAGGUAUAAGACAAGUCUCAAAACGAUAAAAAAGUUGUUUACAUUACUAGUACUAGCAAAGCAGCCAGAGAUUAUAUAGCAAAAAACUUUACAAGAGAUUAAUAUGGGACAUCUUAAAAUUUUGAUAUAUUUACUGUGCCUGGAGGUAUUUUUGGCCUUAAGAAGCAUUUAUUUCUGGAAGAAUGUCUAUCAAAAUUCAUUUAAAUCAUGAGUAUGAAUUAUCAAAUCAGUGAUAUCUAUCUGAUUUCAUUCUUAAAUGAGAAUACAGUAAAUUUGAUGUUAAUGAUAGAAUGUUUAGGCAAAUCUAGAUGAUUAUCAAAAAAAAGAACUACAGAAAAAUAUAAUGAAUUUUCUAAAAAUUCUUCUGGAAGUAAGACUCAAUUUUAAAGGAAAAAUGCAUGGAAUAAUAGUUUAUCCAGAUUAAAGGAAGGAAGUAGUUUUUUGA